UGCGGUCAGCUCGAUCCACUGUGGACGACCACUGAACACGGCGCGCCCAGCGCUUCGCCCCAAACCCCUGGGAAACUUUCUCCAGAGGCGUCCGGCAGACGAUGCUUUCCCGGAGACCGAGACCAUGUUCCCGCUGCUGUCCGACAGUCGCUUCGAGACCUCCAUGACCAACUACCUGGCCGAAAGCCCGCCCGAGACGCCGGUGCCGACGCGGCACGCCCAUACCUCCAGAGCCGGAGCAUCUGGGUUAACUCACAGGCAACGUGCUGCGACCACCAGUGCGGUGCGCGGUAGACACUACGACAGAGAGGACGGACCACUCACAAGAAGCGUGUCUAGUGGAUUCUUCAAAAGGAUCUUCUGUGGGACCCCUCGAAAGUACUCGUUCCCUCCCCAAGAAAAGGACACUUCUCCUGAGCUGAGUUUCAGCGAAGUCAUGAUGCGCUACCAUCGGAAGUCCCCUGAUUCGAGGAACUCCUUCUGCUCGACCACGAAGAAAACGAGCCCGACCACCAAGAAAGCGAGCGAGAGAAAGACCCUCCCCGAAGUCGUGCCCGCUGCCCCGCCUCCAGCGCAGAGGAAGAAACGGAUUACUCCGAAUGAUCGAAAGGUUCGGUAUCUCAUUCUGAUGCUAUCUCCUAGUUUUUACCGUAUUUGCUUUUACUUGAUGGUGUACGUGAAGAUCCUCCAAGACGCUCUGAACAACCAAGACUCGAGUCCCAACAGCGCCCUGAUGGUGACGCCUGACGUGGACACGGGCUGGUUCCUGGUCUCCUUCCACGUCUGGGUCAGGCACGACCACAAGCCCCUCACUGACGCCGUCAAGCGCUUCCCCAAGCCGGGCGCCACCUACUUCGUCCAGGGAGGGAGCGGCACGCUCUGA
Messenger RNA from Ixodes scapularis (black-legged tick), 883 nucleotides. RefSeq lists its product as uncharacterized. The transcript has 5 exons. The coding region runs from base 125 to 883 and encodes 252 amino acids. The record is from RefSeq and is a predicted model, not a curated record. NCBI's taxonomy places the organism in Eukaryota, Metazoa, Arthropoda, Arachnida, Ixodida, Ixodidae.